AUGAGGAUCCGUGAGAAAGCUGCGACCAUUCGCAAAAGCUUUCAGCGACCGAAGUUCUGGGUGACAGGCUUCGGCUGGUGCUUGGCUGCAUGUGCGGGUGCCGCCAACACGAUUGCUUUCAAGUGCUGGAUGCUGUAUGCAUCCCAUGUGACGGGCAGCACAUCCAACAUGGCAUUCCGACUGGAGGGCUACCAACAAGGUGAGUACGGCUCCGAGUCUCUGACAGAAGCCUGUUCUCUGGUGUUUUCGUUUCUGGCCGGGGCGUACGCAUGCGGCCUCCUCAUCGACAAAAACCAGGUGCACUUCAUGGGCAAGGCAUUUUAUGGCUUAGCUCUGGUCCUCAACUCUGCGCUCUUGAUCACCGCAGCAUUUGUUCCUGGUCGCCUGGUGCCGGCAUGCUUUGUGUCUGCGGCCUGCGGUCUGCAGAAUGCCAUGUGCACCUCGCAUUUCGGUGCAAUCAUCCGCACGACACACGUCACUGGGACGGUCACGGACAUCGGCUCCACAAUGGGCCGCAUCAGCAUGAUCUUUCUCCGGAAAGCUUGUCGCUGUGCACCCCUGAACGACAUCGACCGCGCUGAGAUCGGAGUAGAUGCGCGGAAGUUGGCGGUGCUGGCAGGCUUGUGGUCCUUCUACCUGAUUGGAGGCCUUAUUGGAAUCUACAUGGAGAAUGUGAUUCCGGGUCCCCGUGCUCUUCUCUUGCCCGCCUUUGUCACUGGCAGUGUUGGCCUCUUCUACAUGGCUUGCCGCCGGCUACUCAAGAACUACAUUAAGAAGCUGGAGCAGGAUCGCUUCACUGCAGAUCUGCAGGAAGCUCAGCAGGCCUUGGCCCAUAUGGGCUCCCGCCUCCACGACUUGGAGGCUGGCGAGGACAAGCUGGUAGUGGAGUUGGAUGCAGACAUGGGUCACAUGAUAGAGGCGUUGCAUGAAGUCGAGGCCGACUUCGACAACGUUUACGGAGAGUCUGGUCGCGAGCUCGCAAGACAGGCAUGUGGGAAAUCCUGCAUUCAUCUCGUGAAAUGGCAACUCUGA
Symbiodinium sp. CCMP2592 is the source of this 1032-nucleotide messenger RNA. The record is from the annotation of a GenBank genome assembly. NCBI's taxonomy places the organism in Eukaryota, Dinophyceae, Suessiales, Symbiodiniaceae.